AUGGCACCAACCUCUGAAUUCACUGUUCUAUUGCCAGCAGCAGUGGUGGCGCUUAUGGUGAUGACGCUGCAGCUCUCGGCUGCAGCAGCAGCCGCCGCCACGGCGCCACCACGGCCACCGGUGAUAGGGCAGCCCGGCUGCGACACUCUCUGUGGCAACGUGAGUGUGCCGUACCCCUUCGGCUUCGGGCCCUCCUCCCGCUGCUACUGGCCGGGGCUCAACCUCACUUGCGACAGGAGGCACAACCCCCCGCGGCUGCUCCUCGGCGACAGUGCCCUCCGAGUCACCGACAUCUCCCUCCGGAAUGCAACCGUGCGUGUCAUGCGCGCCGGUUCCAUUGUGAAUGCAACCGGCGACUCCUCCGGCAGCUGGAACGCCCCAUUUGGCCCCGGCUUCACGGAGAACGGCUACCAGCUGUCAUACAGUAACGAGAUCGUCGUCUCCGGGUGCAACGUGGUCGCGAGGAUUCUCGCGGACAUUAGGGAAAAAACCCCAAGAAUCAUCGGCGGGUGCGCCAGCUUCUGCACCAUAAUCGACCGCGAGGACGGUCCCCUCACAUUAGAUACGACGCGGGAGACGAAAAACAAGUACUGCACCGGCACCGGGGGCUGCUGCCAGGCCUCUGUCUCUGCUAGCGGCACGCCGAAUGCAGUAGAGGCCAAGUGGCUCUACAGUGGAAACCACACAGCGGAGCAGCAUUUGCAGCCGGCGAUAGUGUUCAUCGCGGAGGAGGGGUGGGUCGACAAGAAUGGGCUGCUAGAUGACGAACUCGAGGAGGUUCCCAUUGUCCUCGAGUGGAGCGUCACACAGGGCCUGUCGCAUUGGAACAAUUGUCAUGACGACAUGAGACAACGUGUGCUCUGCAAGAGCGAGCAAAGUCGUUGCUCUUCCGACUCACCAGGCCGCUUUACAUGCCAAUGCGAGGAUGGUUACGACGGCAACCCUUACCUCCUCGGCGGGUGCCAAGAUAUUGAUGAGUGCGAGCUGCCAAGUGAAGAGAAUGGAUGCUUCGGCGACUGUAUCAACACGAUCGGCUCAAUGGAAUGCCGGUGCCCGCAUGGAACUUUUGGAAACCCAGGGAUCAGAGGUGGCUGUGUCAAGAUUAACUCCACUACAGGUUUAAUUAUUGGUUUAUCAGUUGCUAGUGGUGCAGCCCUCCUGCCAAUGGUUCUGGGUAUAAUAUUUGUACGCCGUAAAAUUAAACAGCGCAGGGUAAAAGCAUUGAAACAGAAGUAUUUCAAGCAAAAUCGUGGGCAGUUGUUGCAACAGUUGCUGUCCCAGAAGGCAGACAUUGCAGAAAGGAUGAUCAUACCAGUGGAUGAGCUUGCAAAGGCGACAAAUAACUUCGACAAAGCUCGUGAGAUUGGUGGAGGAGGGCAUGGUACUGUUUACAAAGGAAUUUUAUCGGACCUACAUGUCGUAGCAAUCAAGAAGUCAAAGAUUACAGUCCAAAAAGAAAUAGAUGAGUUCAUAAAUGAGGUAGCAAUCCUCUCACAGAUCAACCAUAAAAAUGUGGUCAAACUCUUUGGAUGUUGCCUUGAGACUGAGGUUCCAUUAUUGGUUUAUGAGUUUAUUUCCAAUGGAACACUUUAUCAUCAUCUCCAUGUUGAAGGACCUAGGUCACUAUCAUGGAGACAUAGGUUGAGGAUUGCAACUGAAAUAGCAUCUUCACUUGCAUACCUUCACUCAACAGUCUUGAACCCAAUAAUCCACAGAGACAUCAAAUCUAGUAAUAUACUUCUUGACGAUAAAUUGAUGGCAAAGGUAUCAGACUUUGGGACUUCAAGGUAUAUUCCGAUGGACAACGAAGGGUUAACUACAAGAAUUCAAGGAACAAGAGGAUAUAUGGAUCCCAUGUGCUUUCAUACCGGCCGCCUCACCGAGAAAAGUGAUGUCUACAGCUUUGGUGUACUUCUUGUGGAGCUUCUCACUAGGAAGAAACCUUUUUCAUAUUUGUCCACCGAAGGUGAUAGGCUUGCUGCCCAUUUUGUCAACUUACUUGCCAAGGGAAAUGUUAUUGAGAUAAUAGACCCACAAGUUAUAGAGGAGGGAGGCGAGGAAAUCCAAGAAGUUGCUGCACUUGCAUCUUCCUGUGUUAACGUAAGAAGUGAGGAAAGGCCAACGAUGCGACAGGUGGAACAUAUACUAGAGGGGCUUUGGGGUUCGAAGAAGUAUAAGAAAGAUGAUACGAACCUAGAGAAAUUCCAGAAACAGGCAGAAGGGCAACGAAAUGAGGAGUCAAGCAGAAGAUACAGUUUGGAGCAGGAAAUGAUGAUGUCUUCCACCUUCCCUCGGUAG
Messenger RNA from Setaria italica (foxtail millet), 2298 nucleotides. RefSeq names its product wall-associated receptor kinase 2. Gene Ontology annotation, molecular function: ATP binding; polysaccharide binding; calcium ion binding. Gene Ontology annotation, cellular component: plasma membrane. Bases 1 to 2298 code for a protein of 765 amino acids. Gene Ontology annotation, biological process: protein phosphorylation; cell surface receptor signaling pathway. Lineage: Eukaryota; Viridiplantae; Streptophyta; Magnoliopsida; Poales; Poaceae. The transcript has 3 exons. The record is from RefSeq and is a predicted model, not a curated record.